UUGUUUUCAGCACUACCAGCAUCAGCUGGUGGACCAGGGCCAGGCGGAACAAGAGGAGUUGCCGGAGGAAGAACAUCAGGACCUGAGGGACCACCAGGAGGAGCUGGGCCGCCAGGCGAAGCAGCUGCACUUGGCCAGAGGGGCUGGCUGGGUCAUCUAAACCAGCCGGACAGACAGGAUCAGCCGGUGCUGCUGGCGAGCUUGGAACUAAGUAUGAGGUUGGCAAAGGUGGAAUUACGGGGCAAAGAUGCUGCAUACUGUUCAUGUCCAUUACAAUUAUCGCUGACUGUGAAAGCGCCCACAAUCGGAUGCGGUCAAGUCCGUGGAAAUGCAAUUGCAGAUGUUGAAGGUAUUCAACGCCGUCAUGGCGCCGCAAAAUGA
Molecule: messenger RNA, 381 nt
Organism: Gongylonema pulchrum
Lineage: Eukaryota; Metazoa; Nematoda; Chromadorea; Rhabditida; Gongylonematidae
Source: the annotation of a GenBank genome assembly